CUGGCUCCAGUAUGAAAUCAUGACCCUCCCUGCGCUGUCACUGUCAGUGCCGGCGACCCUGAGGAGCCCCUCUCCGUCCCAAGCACGACAAGGGAUAAUUACAAUCACCGCCCCAGGAGACACGAUCGACCACGCCAGCGUCGCCGUUAUCCGCUGGCAUGCCAGUCCUCAUCUGCGCAGGGCCCACGAUCCCUUUGCCUGGCCGGGCAUCUCAAGAGGUCAGUAGUUCCAGACGAGGGAAUGAUCAGUCUUCUGACCCUAGGCUCCAUUCUCACGCCAACGUGUAUGCCCCUGAGUCCAGUCCAGCGUUGGCUUGCAGCUGACGGAACGCCAGACGCUACUUAGACCACUGUCGAG
This is a messenger RNA of Microdochium trichocladiopsis, 357 nucleotides long. RefSeq lists its product as uncharacterized. The coding region runs from base 159 to 323 and encodes 54 amino acids. The transcript is spliced from 2 exons. The record is from RefSeq and is a predicted model, not a curated record. Lineage: Eukaryota; Fungi; Ascomycota; Sordariomycetes; Xylariales; Microdochiaceae.